This is a messenger RNA of Neoarius graeffei (lesser salmon catfish), 1218 nucleotides long. It is a transcript of the gene rhbdl3, whose product is annotated as rhomboid, veinlet-like 3 (Drosophila). The transcript is spliced from 9 exons. Gene Ontology annotation, molecular function: calcium ion binding; serine-type endopeptidase activity. The record is from RefSeq and is a predicted model, not a curated record. Lineage: Eukaryota; Metazoa; Chordata; Actinopteri; Siluriformes; Ariidae. Gene Ontology annotation, cellular component: membrane. The coding region runs from base 1 to 1218 and encodes 405 amino acids.
AUGAGCACCGGAGCGCGCGCCAGCUCAUCACCGGCGGUCGCGGCGCACGCGGAGGGCGAAGAGAUCGAAGUGUUAGAGAGCGGAGAGCUCGAGACCGGAACUCACCCGGACACCCAGUGGAAAUCUCUGUUUGAUAAGUAUGACCCGGAGAGUUCAGGCUUCAUCAGCGCUGAGCGUUUGCGUGAUCUGCUCGAGACACACGGCUCUGAACUCGACACACACAAGCUGGAGGUUCUGCUGGCGCUGGCCAACGGGAACGCCGAGGGAAAAGUCCGAUAUCAGGAUUUCAUCAACCUGAUGAGUAAUAAGCGGUCGAACAGUUUCCGGAGGGCCAUCCAGCAGGGAGGGAGGCAGCUGAAGAGCUCCAGCCUGAGGGAGGAGGUGGGACUUGGUUUGUCUCAGAGACUCGUCCGACACGUCGCGUAUGAGACGCUGCCUCGGGAAGUGGACCGCAAGUGGUACUUCGACAGCUACACCUACUGUCCUCCACCCUGGCUCAUCCUGACCAUCACCAUCACAGAGAUGGUGGUGUUUGUGUAUUAUGGUCUCCUGCUGGACCGCUGGGUUCUGCAGGUUUCCUCUCCGUCCUUCCUGAAGAGCCCUCUGCCCUACCACCCUCAGCGGCGGGCACAGGCCUGGCGCUACCUCAGCUACAUCUUCAUGCACACUGGCAUCGAGCACCUGGGUCUGAACAUGGCCAUGCAGCUGCUGGUUGGUGUUCCUCUGGAGAUGGUGCAUGGAGCCUCCAGGAUCGGUCUCGUCUAUGUGUGUGGUGUUCUUGCGGGUUCUCUGGUCGUAUCUGUGGUAGACAUGGCUGCCCCUGUAGUCGGAUCAUCAGGAGGAGUUUACGCCCUCGUCUCCGCCCAUCUUGCCAACGUUGUCAUGAACUGGUCAGGGAUGAAGUGUCAGUUUAAGUUGUUCCGGAUGGCAAUGGCGCUGGUGUGCAUGAGCGUGGAGUUUGGCCGGGCUGUGUGGUUGAGGUUCUACCCCCCUGCUGUGCCCCCGUGCCCUAACCCAAGUUUCUGUGCCCACCUGGGCGGGGUGGCAGUGGGCCUGACGCUGGGUGUAGUCGUGCUGCAGAACUACGAGCAGCGACUGCAUGAGCAGUUCCUCUUCUGGAUCUUCAUCAGCGUGUACGGCCUCUUCGUCCUCUUCGGGAUUUUCUGGAACGUCUUUGCUUAUAGCCUGCUGGACGUUAAACUCCCGCCAGCACCAUGA